UAGUUCACAGCUGGCCGUCACGUGGCACCCGAUGGACUGUGAUUGGAGCCGGCGUGAUCACGUGGUGGGAUAGGUCGGAAGUCCACAUUGUGGAAAGAGAUCAGAACGAUCAGGAUGUCUGUGAAGCUGUAUAUGACAUCGGUGACCAGCUCCCGGGAGACAAAAUCUCAGCAGGGUGACAUUGUCCGGAUCCUGGAAACACAUGGCGUCCAGUAUGAUACCGUGGAUAUUUCUGUGGACAAAUCCCUUUUGGGAGAGAUGAGAGAGAAGGCUGGAAAUCCCACUGCAUUCCCACCGCAGCUGUUCCAUGGAGAUAAGUACCUUGGCGGCUAUGAGCAGCUUAUGGAAGCCGUGGAAGAUGGCAAAUUGGACCAGUUCCUGGAGGUGCAAAACUAAAGCUUCGUGCCGCAGUCCCAGAGGAAAUGCCUCUGCAUCUAUUCGGCUCAUCUUUAUACUGGCUCCUAUUACUUUCUUUGUCACUUUUGUCAGUUUUAUUACUGAAACUUAAUAGUAUUGCAAUGUAUUAUUUUUGUAAUUUUUUUUUACUUUUGGUCAUUCCAGUUUUACAAAGUAAUAGUACAUUCCUGAGGAAUUUGCAACCAUUUACAGUAAGCCUGUAAACUUUAUUUUAUUUGUUUGCCUUCUAAUGUUACAGAAGCCAUGACCCUUCUGGCAGCUUUUCUUCCAACCCCAUUCCUAUCAUGACUGUGAAUUUUAUUGUGUGUUUCCUGCCAAAGAGGAAGUGAGUCUUCCAGCUGAUCAAUAAAUGUGUUUCACAAAAA
Messenger RNA from Hyla sarda, 782 nucleotides. RefSeq names its product SH3 domain binding glutamate rich protein like 3 (gene SH3BGRL3). The coding region runs from base 115 to 396 and encodes 93 amino acids. Gene Ontology annotation, cellular component: cytoplasm. The record is from RefSeq and is a predicted model, not a curated record. NCBI's taxonomy places the organism in Eukaryota, Metazoa, Chordata, Amphibia, Anura, Hylidae. The transcript is spliced from 3 exons.